Molecule: messenger RNA, 2590 nt
Organism: Melospiza melodia melodia
Lineage: Eukaryota; Metazoa; Chordata; Aves; Passeriformes; Passerellidae
Gene: FGF13
Product: fibroblast growth factor 13
Exons: 7
Coding region: 217-984 (255 amino acids)
Biological process (GO): regulation of voltage-gated sodium channel activity
Cellular component (GO): cytoplasm; nucleus
Molecular function (GO): sodium channel regulator activity; growth factor activity
Source: RefSeq, a predicted model, not a curated record
CACCGGGCCCGUCCCUCCCCCGGCGGCGGCCCCGGCAGAGGAAGUUUUGCCCCAGCGAGGAGAGGGGGCCAGGGGGGCGGGACACGCCGCUGUUACACAGCCUUUUCGGCGUAGAGGAUCCCCCACGCGCACGCACGCUGCUCCCCGCCCGAGGUUUCUUUGGUCCAGCCGGAAUUUGCGACGCUCCCGGGGAUUUUCCCACCCAAGCUGGGGUCUAUGAGCGGGAAGGUGAUCAAGCCCAAAGAAGAGAAAGAUGCUUCCAAGGUUAUGGAUGACGCUCCCCCUGGCACUCAGGAGUACAUUAUGUUACGGCAAGAUUCCAUCCAAUCUGCGGAAUUAAAGAAAAAAGAGUCCCCUUUUCGUGCUAAGUGUCACGAAAUCUUCUGCUGCCCUCUGAAGCAAGUGCACCUCAAAGAGAACACAGAGCCGGAAGAGCCUCAGCUUAAAGGUAUAGUAACAAAGCUCUACAGCAGGCAAGGAUACCACUUGCAGUUGCAAGCAGAUGGAACAAUUGAUGGAACAAAAGAGGAAGACAGUAGUUAUACUUUGUUUAACCUCAUACCUGUGGGUUUACGAGUGGUGGCGAUUCAGGGGGUUCAAACAAAGUUAUAUCUGGCAAUGAACAGCGAAGGAUACCUAUAUACAUCAGAACAUUUUACACCUGAAUGCAAGUUCAAAGAAUCAGUAUUUGAAAACUAUUAUGUGACAUAUUCCUCAAUGAUCUACAGACAGCAACAGUCUGGCCGGGGUUGGUAUUUGGGUCUUAACAAAGAAGGAGAAAUAAUGAAAGGAAACCACGUGAAGAAAAAUAAACCUGCAGCACACUUUCUUCCAAAACCCUUAAAAGUGGCCAUGUACAAAGAGCCUUCCCUCCACGAUCUCACAGAGUUCUCCAGGUCUGGAAGUGGGACCCCAACAAAGAGCAGAAGUGUUUCAGGAGUGCUAAACGGGGGUAAAUCCAUGAGCCAGAACGAGUCCACGUAGCCAGGUUGAGGCCAGCCAAGUGCUCUCUAAAGAACCUUACCUCUGGAUGCAGUUGAAUUCUUACUCGCGGUCUUUCAUCCAAGCCCUCAGGUGCCCAGGACAAGGCACCAGCUCGCAUAGGUCACCCGUUUAUCAGCCAUUAGAUCUUCUGGUUGGCAGAGGAUAACCCCCAGGCAUGUAGAAUGUGCUUGUGCACACCACAAGGCAGUUGGACAGCAGCACACACAGCUGUGGGAAAGCCUCCGAGAAGAAAUGUCCAGCUCUUUCUCUCUCUCACUUUUUCUUUCUCUCUUUUUCUCUCUCUCUCCUAUGCUUUGUGGAAAACGAAACGAAAACAUUUCACAGCAUUCACUGCUGAUAAGAAUUUGCUUUCCAACUCAGAAAAAGACCAUUUUUGCUCUUCAAAGGAAAUUUUAAUGCUUGUAUGUUUUAUAGGGGCAAACAAAAAACAAAUACGUAAACUCUGUUGUUUCCUUGGCUUACCGUUUUAUAUCUAAGGCUUGAUAAAAAAAAUAUAUCCUUUAAUUUGGAAUAGUGCAACUUUUUGAUUUCUGAACUCCAAUGGGUCUUUAAAGCUAUGUCUUUAAAAAAAAUAAUUCAAAAUUCAGGGUUGGAACUGAGAGUUGGUGUCUCAGGCUCAAGCAAACAGUGUUCUUGUGGUUUUAAACACAAUGAAAUAUAAAUUUUUAUAGAUUUGUAGUUUCUGGUAAAGUUCUUGUGCUAACCCCAGUCUGUAGGAAUUGAGUUGUUCUGUCAUCCCAAGUGGAGGUUAACAGAAAGGGAUAAAAUUAUCCUCCAGUGUAGAUUUCUCUUAAUUCCAUUUUGUGUGUCAUGUUAAACUAUCGUUGUGGCUUCUUUUCUAAAGACAGAAACUGUGGAAUUAAGGUGACUUAAUUUUUUUAUAAGAAACGUCUUAUUUGUAAAAGUCCUUUCACUGUAAUGGGCACGUGAGUAUUGUGUAGGAGGAAGCGUUAGGACAGGUUACCCCUAAACAACAUAUACUUAUACUGCUAUUGGAAACAAUCCUUUAAAAAUUGUAGUUAGGUUUCCAUUUAGGUCAUCAUGUCUGUUGCAUGGGAGAAAGUUGGAAUAUUGGCAUAGAGUUGCAUGAUGUGUCAGAUUUUGUGCAUUAAUCAUCGUUGGAUUCUGUGCUCCAAAACUGAAUUAGUUCUGUGCAGGCAGCUUUCUGCCUGGUACAAAAAAGUUGUUUAUUAUUUGUUGUAUACACAACCAUGCACUGAAUAAACUAUUUAUAUUAAGAUGUACUUUUUAAAAAAGCUUGUUUGAUUGUAUGCUGUACAUCCAUGGUUAAUUUGAAGGGAAAAGGGUUGGCAAUUAAAUUAUAAAGUUACAAAAUGUUCAAAAUUAAUUGUAAUUAAUGUUCAAAAUCUUUCUGUGUGAAGGUCAUUCCCUGUAACGCCAUACAUACAGAAAUUCAGACUUUCUUUGGUUUUGGGCACUGUCAGAGCUGGUCCUGCAUGUGCCCAGCUGAGAUACUCAAACACAGCCACACUUGGUGUCCCCAGGCCUCGGGAAUGAGCCCUGAGCUGUGCUGAGCUGUGCUGAGCUGUGCUGAGCUGAGCUGAGCUGUGCUGUGCUGUGCUGC